CUCCCCACCCUUCCCCACCACCAAACAGCCAGCCGGUGCAGUCAGCGAAUCGUGCGGGUGGCGUGCGUGCAUCGGGAGAGCGCUGCGAAUCCGAGCUGCUCCUCCUCCUCAAGCUUUCUCCAUGACGCUCUCAAAGAUGUCGUGGCGUCCUCAGUACCGCUGCUCGAAGUUCCGUAACGUGUACGGCAAGGCGGGCGGGCGCGAGCGCUGUUAUGACUCCGUGCCCGUCACGCGCAGCGUCAACGACAGCCACUUCUGCGCCGUCAACCCCAAGUUCAUCGGCGUGGUCACGGAGUCAGCCGGUGGCGGCGCUUUUAUUGUCCUGCCGCUCGCGCAGACCGGCCGCGUGGAUCCCCUGUGCCCGCGCGUGUGCGGUCACCGUGGGAACGUCCUGGACAUUAAGUGGAACCCGUUUGACGACAACAUCAUCGCCUCGUGCUCCGAGGACGCCUCCGUGCGCGUGUGGGAGAUCCCGGAGGGCGGCCUCCGUGCCAACUUGACAACGGCGGCGCGGGAGCUGUACGGCCACAGCAGGCGCGUUGGCCUCAUCGAAUGGCACCCAACCGCGGUCAACAUCCUCAUUAGCGCUGGCUACGACUACAAGAUACUGGUGUGGAACGUGGAGGCAGGCGAGGCGGUGCAGGUCAUCGACUGCCACCGGGACGUGGUGCUGUCACUCUCUUUCAACACGGACGGGAGCCUCCUCGCCACCACCUGCAAGGACCGCCGCCUGCGUGUCAUCGAGCCGCGCUCUGGCGCCGUGCUACAGGAAACUCACUGUAAAACUCACAAGGUGAACCGUGUGGUUUUCCUGGGUGACACGAAGAGGCUUCUCACCACCGGCUCCUCCCGCUGGAACAACCGGCAGAUCAUGCUCUGGGACCAGGAGGACCUCUCAGAGCCCCUGGUGCAGGAGGAGGUGGACGGCCUCUCCGGGCUCCUCUUCCCCUUCUAUGACCCUGAUACGCGCAUGCUGUUCCUGGCCGGAAAGGGCGAUGGAAACAUCCGCUACUAUGAGAUUGGUAGUGACAAACCGUGCCUCCACUUCCUUGCGGAGUUCCGGUCACACUAUCCUCAAAAAGGCCUAGGGGUGAUGCCCAAGCGAGGCUUGGACGUGGGGGCGUGCGAGGUGUUCCGCUUCUACCGCGUCGUGGUCAUCAAGGCGCUCAUCGAGCCCAUCUCCAUGAUCGUUCCGCGCAGGUCCGACUCGUACCAAGAGGACCUCUACCCGAUGACUCCAGGGGCAGAGCCUUCAAUGACGGCGAGCGAGUGGCUGAGCGGAGCGAACCAAGGUCCUGUGCUGAUGUCGAUGCGAGCAAGCUAUAGACCCCAGCCCCGAUCGGGCCUGAGAGCCAGUGGAGGGGGCAGCCGGCCAGAAAGAAAGGGCCUCAUAGUUGACGGUUAUGACCUGUUGGACAACGCGCCUCCCAAGACAGAGAAUGAGCUCCUCAGGAUGUUUUACCGGCAGCACGACGAGAUCCGGCGGCUCAGGGAGCAGCUCACGCAGCGCGACCUGCGCGUUCGACAGCUGGAGCUGGAGCUGCACAACAUGCGCAACAAUGCCAAGAAUGCCUGACCCCCUGAACCGUCUCUCACGACCGCUCACCCCCACCCCCCCCCCCAUCGCCUUCACCAUCGUGCACUUGCCGGUCCGCUUCAGCAUCUUCUAUCAAUACGCACCGACACAGAUGCCUCUUAUUGGUCACCAGUGCCCAGCGUAGUGGGCCGGCAGAUUAAAGCGCUAGCCGCGCUGAGAAUGUUCCAUAAACCCUCGCCGACCCCUUUGUUCACUUCUAUCCUCAACAAGUCACUCGCCUGCUUGCCGUCUACUUAAACGUGCAGUGGUUUGUCAGCGUUCCUGCUCUCCUCCUUCCCCAAAUCCUGACCAAAGGCUCUGUGAAGUCACUGCCAAUCAUAUCCCGAAUCAAACCCAACCACCACCACCGCAAAUUUCUUCCUUCUAUUGAAAGUAUUGUACAAAGCAAUGUUGACACUAUAAUACCAUUUUUUCUUGUUGUUGCCAGUCAUGUUUUCUGCGGAGUUAUUUGCCAUGAGGACAGCGAAAGAACUGUCAAUGUUUUUUUUUAAAUAAGACAUCAUACCCAAUCGUCGGCUAAAUGCGAGUUGCUCUAGGGGCUGCACUUAAUAGCCUUGCGGUAUUGUCCAGUGGCUUAUUGGAUUGCCUUAUCCUGGAAAGCAAGCGUCGAGGACGAGCCGCACUCACGAGGGCCGGGCGCUGUCCCACGACGGUAAAAUUAUCCCCCGGGACAAGGAGCCACCCCCCCCCCCCCCCUGGGGGGCCCUUAGCUCAUUCUUUGCAUGGCAGCACAGACGGUCGCGGUCUUACCAACGCUCUGGGUGACCCCGAUUGAUGCGACCCGGGUCACCGUGACCCACCAUCGCUCCGAUGAGCAGUGGUCUAUUAGGAGCGGUGCUCGAUUGGGACAACGGCGUUGCUCUAUUUUUCGUCGAUCAAACACGUGGUGUUGUUUUUAUAGAAAAUUAUAAUCCAAGCGAACAUGCGACGAUUUAAGAAACUUCAGAAUUGCAGUUUUCUGCCCAGUCUCGUCUCGCAUAUCGCCAUGGCGUGUCCCAACCAGAACCACUCUCUCAUGUCGCCAUAACUUAUUCGUUAUCUUGUCCACAGCAGCCAUGCUAUACUGUGGCAAAUGCUAUAUACUGCGAUAGUGCUUUGGUGACAGAAAACACGUAUUGCUGUGGUGGUGUAUGUGUAAUCUAUUGGCUGUGGAGAAGAUAAUGGGGGCAGAAACAUCACGUUAAACAGAGACAAUGCAGUACAAUGCGGCUGUGGGCUUUUUGAGGAGUGAUGUUAUUAUUGGCCGUGCCAGUGUCGUGAGGAUUAAUUGACUCCUUAGCAAUCCCAGGUCUCUCGUGGCAAUAUACCGUUCUUAGUUUUUGUAGGCAUUUAGCCUUUCACACGCAAAGCACUACUUGAUUUGACUUUAGCGAAAAUCAAAUGUAAUCAUUUACUGUAAUGUAAAAAAAAUACUGUAUAAAGCCUUUUUACAUAUUUUGUUAAUCUAUAGAAUGUAUUAGAGCGUUAUUGAUUUUGUUUGCCAAAAAUGAAAAAAUAUAUAUACGGUAUAACGAA
Petromyzon marinus (sea lamprey) is the source of this 3112-nucleotide messenger RNA. RefSeq names its product coronin 2B (gene CORO2B). The record is from RefSeq and is a predicted model, not a curated record. Gene Ontology annotation, molecular function: actin filament binding. Lineage: Eukaryota; Metazoa; Chordata; Hyperoartia; Petromyzontiformes; Petromyzontidae.